AGUGAUAAGUGGCUAUUGAGCGUUAUAAGAACAUAUUCUGAGCUUCACUCUGAAAUGAGUUACCGUCUUCAAGGCAUCAGCAACACCACCAUCACUCUUCCUCUGAUCUUCUCUUCCACCCUUUUUCAUCCUUCCCAUUUCUCUUCAAGGGCUUGGCGUUGUGUUUGUACUUUCAGUUUCAACUCUAGAACCCAAAUGGAGGAUCAUGAUCUUUCAAAAUUUACUGUAACGGCAGAUCCUCAGUCUCUGGAGAAUAAAAUUUCCGCAAUUCGCUUGGCGGGUCCUUCUAAACUUCAGGUAAUUGCAGAUUUUGAUGCAACCCUGACACGGUAUUGGAUCAAUGGCAGUAGGGGCCAAAGUAGCCAUGGCCUUUUGAAUCAAGGAAAUCCAGAGUAUGAUGCCAAGAGGCAUGCAUUAUAUGAAUACUAUCAUCCCCUAGAAUUCUCCCCACAUAUUCCAAUUGAAGAGAAAACAAAGCUCAUGGAAGAGUGGUGGGGAAAAACUCAUGCUCUUCUUGUCGAGGGAGGCCUGACAUAUGAUGCAAUAAAGGCAUCCGUUGCUAAUGCCUCAAUUUCUUUUAGAGAGGGCGUAGUCGAACUCUUUGAAUUUCUGGAGGAAAGAGACAUUCCUGUUCUCAUAUUUUCAGCAGGGCUUGCAGAUAUUAUAGAGGAGGUCCUGAGGCAAACAGUUCACAAAUCUUUCAAGAAUGUUAAGAUAGUUUCAAACCGAAUGAUAUUCAACGAAGAUGGCUGCCUUGCAUCCUUCAAAGGGAAGACAAUUCAUAGUCUAAACAAAAAUGAACAUGCUCUUGACAUGGCUGCUCCUCUUCAUGACCAUUUGGGUGAAACCAAUGGACAUAAUGAUGGCUAUUCCUCAGUUAAGACUCGGACCAAUGUGCUGCUUCUUGGCGAUCACAUUGGAGAUUUAGGAAUGUCUGAUGGCUUGAACUACGACAAUCGAAUAUCUGUGGGGUUUCUGAACGACAACAUUGAAAAUAAUCUUGAUAGCUACAGCAAAGCCUUUGAUAUUGUUUAUUUGAAUGAUGCACCAAUGUGGGGAGUAGUCAAGCUUGCUUCUCAGCUAUGUUCUUAAAAGGCUAAUCAAGUGCCACAUUCAUGAUUUCAUAUAUCUCUUUCUGGAAGCACCUCUCAUUGGAUGAGUUGCCAACAAAAUGUUGAAAUUAUUUCCGCAGAAUGGCUAUGUGCAGUUAUGCCAUGGUAUGGCUUUGGCAUCCUGUACAGGUUAAAUGAUUGGUUGGUUAUUAGUUUGUCUUAUAAUUGAUUUCUGAAAGUUAUGACACAGACAUCCCAGCAUUAUAUGGCAUAAUAGUUUUUUAGUUAACACA
Messenger RNA from Mangifera indica (mango), 1345 nucleotides. RefSeq names its product cytosolic 5'-nucleotidase 3. The coding region runs from base 55 to 1092 and encodes 345 amino acids. The record is from RefSeq and is a predicted model, not a curated record. Gene Ontology annotation, cellular component: cytoplasm. The transcript has 10 exons. Gene Ontology annotation, molecular function: 5'-nucleotidase activity; magnesium ion binding. NCBI's taxonomy places the organism in Eukaryota, Viridiplantae, Streptophyta, Magnoliopsida, Sapindales, Anacardiaceae.